Molecule: messenger RNA, 1479 nt
Organism: Alexandromys fortis (reed vole)
Lineage: Eukaryota; Metazoa; Chordata; Mammalia; Rodentia; Cricetidae
Product: elongin-A3 member D-like
Exons: 2
Coding region: 1-1479 (492 amino acids)
Source: RefSeq, a predicted model, not a curated record
AUGGAGUCCUCAGCAGUGGAGAUGGAGUUUGCCCAUCACCUGGAAACCUUGCUUAAGCUGCGGGAGUGCCUGCACAGGGAGACAGAGUCCCACAAACUCUACAAAACCCUGAAGAAACUCUCUUCUCAGCCCAUCCUAUGUGACACCCUGGAGAAGAUUGGCUUCAGGCAAACCAUCAAGCGCUUGAGGGAAGAGCAGCUCCUGGGCCCGUUUGCUAAGGAAUUUGCCACCCUGUGGUCAAGAAGGUCCCAGUUUGGGCACCAGUCUGAGUCAGACAUACAGAACUUUGCCAUUCAGGCGAGCCUCAUGACAGAGUCGUCAAAAAACUCUCCAGAAGAAAAGCCCCAUGAGCCCAGGUCUACGGAAGACAGAGAAAAUGGGAGAAAGGUCUUGGAGGCUUGCAGUAACAAAACUCGCAGCCCAAGGCUGGAGCUAAGAGGAAGCAAAAGGCACAGCACAUCUUGUGGGGACCCCAGGCUAACUGCACAGAGCCAGGAGAAUGUAGCAAAGUGCUCCCGCGGACAUGUAGAGGAGCCCGGGCAGCUCCAAGAAGACAAGCUCCUCUCCAGCAAGUCAGAUGCUGGACCAGCAAAGCAGUACCUUUCUCCUCUGCAGAGAAAGAGCCCAGGACAUUGUAUUCUGCAAGACCACCCUACUGAGCCUUCUGAGGCUUGCUCCAACUAUGACAGCUCUGCUUCCUCUGCUCUGCCCCUGCCACAGCCUACAAGCAAGAGGAAGAAGAAAUGUACCUGGACAGUUGAAGCCCAGAGCCCUGUAGCAAAGGCGCCUCUUGGCAAGUCUUGCAGCAGCAAGGAGCUAAAUUGCCUUGAUGUGAGUCCCCUUUUAGAAGUGGCCUCCAGUUGCCAAGAUGACUCCCUCCUGGAUGGCCCGGAGCAAUAUUCUUUGCACACUGAUCAAGAAGAACCAAAUUGGACAAGCAGGGUCAACUUCAGAACGCCAGUCUAUUCGGGUCGCGCACCUUCCAGGCUCCUGAAGAAUUCCAAGGAAGGGCAACAUGCCGUGCCCUCUUGCCCCUUGGAAACUCAGUGCCAACCAGCUGGAAACAAAGCUGAGCCCUGGAAGCAAGUAGAGAAAUCCCUGCCCCGGACUCGUAUUGCCAAGGCAAAUCCCACCCAGACUGAGACCCAGACACACCUCCAGCUGGAAAAGUCCCAAGAGCUCAGGUUGCAAGCCCUUAAAGCCCGCAUCCAAAGCACACAAGCCAAUAAGUCACAAAGCCGUCAAACCAAUUUACUCACCUUCGACUCCAAUAAUACCAGCUCAAGACAGCAGACAUACUCUGGACCAGGAGGGGAGUCCUCCUCUGACAAGAACAGUCUUUCUGAAGACUUGGCCCCUAGUCACUUGCAGAGAGCUCCCUGCCUGCCUGCAGGAGGCAGCACCAAGACCCAGGCAAAGAAAAGGACCCCUCUCUUGGCCAAGGCCCUCAGGGAUUACAAGAGGAUUUCCCGCAGGUGA